AUGCCGGGCUACGUUGGUUUUCAGCUUGCACUCGAGCUUACAAAUGUCCUCCCUGUAAGGGAGAUUGGUACUUUGGUAUACACAAAACUACUCGACAUGGCGCGCGAGCUUCGUAAUUCAGGUUCUGAUAUAGUUGUCGAGGCUGAUCUGGCAAGCAUAUUUGGAAGAGCUCAAGUUUCCCUUGAAUUGGAGAAGGCGUUCAAGGCCAAAGUCCACAUCAGCAAGGUCACACCACUGCACGAAGGUUCGGAAAUCCAGCUCCGGACCGGCCCUGGUCCAACCGUGAUCCGAGCAUUUCAAGAAUCAGAAUAUUUCGCAACCAUAGUCACUCUAUCAGCACUUUCUUACUUUAUUCCGAGAGAAAGCCUUGCCAGAAUGAUCGCCACCGGGAUGGCUAAACGAUACGAAGCUGGAGUGCCAGGGGCUAGCAGUCCUUGCGUGUACGAAGGCGUCGAGAGCACACUAGCAGCUUGCUGUACGCAAUGCGGCGAGUUCCAGUGGGCACCAUACCGUGAAGAAAUCGAGGAUCGGAUUCGGGGUUCAAUGCAAGAUUACAGUUGGAGCCCUUAUUACACUCGACUUACUCCUGCGGUUCUUCUGGGUGCUAUGGACUUCCUCUACGUCGUGAAAAGCCUGCCAGCGAACAGGAUAAUCACACUCUCCUCUCAGGGAGGAUUUAUCCCUCUCACAAUCUGGGCACACCACAUUUUGAAUCUCAAUGUUGUGAUCACAGAUCUUCCCGGCCCGGACGUUUCCUUUGGGGACGCCGAGGGACCUCAUGUGAUCAUUCAUUGGCGCCGAGCCGAUCUUCCUGAUAGGGAAGAGCUGGACUGGAAUGAGGAGGGAGAUGAAGACGGCCCUGAAAUCUCCCUCCAUGAAACAGACAUGACCGUCCUUCUUACGUGUAAACCAGAAGAUCACGACUCCGAACACCUCUUCGCAGCCGAAAGACACCCUCUGUCAGGGUAUGGCACGGUCUUCCUACGUCGCAGCCUGAAUGUCGAUACCAUCAUAAGUGAUGAUGACGAGAUUUACAAGGAGGUGGUAUGCUUGACGGUUGGAUUUGCAAUCGCCGCUUCGCAGAGAAUGGCCCGAGAGCUGCCGGACCCUGUGCCACAGGGACAGGAUGAAUUCGAGGAAACUGGGCAAACGAUCCGAUUGGAAACAUGGAGAAUCAUGGAGUCCGCUAAAUUGCUCUUCGCCGGCAUUACCAUCGAUCCGUCACUUUGCCGGGGGUUUGCGACCUUCAUAUCACAAAACGGCCUUACCGAAACCACGUUGCCUUCGACCUUUAAUUCCUUCUUCGCAAUGGUCCCGAGCCACCGUCCUGAAUUCUCUCCGCAAGCGCGGAUGAUACGAAUGCUUGAAAGUGCCACAAAACAUGUCUUGAUCUUCGCUCACGUCGCGGAGGUAGGAAAAUGUGGGGAUAUGCCAAUAAUUUUGACCGAUGACAUUAUCACCUUAGGAAGCCUAAUACGUACGGUACGGAAGGGGAAUGUUGAGCCAGGCCUGGUUCGAUUUGAUGCGGUAUUUGAUGGGGUGUCGAAAAUACUCUCGUCUGGCGAGUUCUCAACCAGGGACAAGAAACGUGGUUCUGCCGCCACCGAAUCCCUCUGCAGUGAUUUCGGGUGGUCCGUGUUGAUGACCACGUAUGAUGACCUUGACCCAGGAGAUGUUCGGCCUGAGCUCGUCCACAUUCGCAAAGGUACACCCACAAAUUCCAAAACAGGAGAGCGCAAACUACGGAUUCUAGAUGGGAUUGGUAUUGAAAGAACUGCCAAGUCCUAUGUCACCCCUGUUGAAAGAGGAGAGUACACUCCCCGCACAUUCGCGAACCACAUUUCUAGGAAAGACUACUAUGUAACUCUUUCGUACGAGUUUCAAAUCACCCUCUUCAUUUCAUUUGAGUCGACUCGUGAGUGGCAGAAGCAUGGGGGCUCCAAGUCCUUCCAGCAAACCCUGGCCUAUAGCCAGAUGGCUAAGAAUUUGUUCAAUACCCAUCUCAUUGAAGAAUGCAGCCACAAAGACCAGAAUGGCUGGGAACAGCCAAAGAAGAUCCAGCUCGGUCCAGACGUGGUAGCAAUGCUUGGUGGAUCCGAAGAACUGUUAGAUGGGAAUACCAUGCCGGAGAAGAUCAUUAUUCUAUUGACCAAAGGGGACCGUUAUGCUCGUUGGCAUGCAAUCACAUGGUUGGCCAUGGGGGUGUUUGACUCGAGGCGGAAGAUAGCGCUACGAUCGAAUCAGUGUUGCGAAUCCUGCGCUCUUGACUACCUGGCGUCACAGAAGGGGAAAUGGUAUCUCGUUCUAUAG
This is a messenger RNA of Fonsecaea multimorphosa CBS 102226, 2310 nucleotides long. RefSeq lists its product as uncharacterized. The coding region runs from base 1 to 2310 and encodes 769 amino acids. Lineage: Eukaryota; Fungi; Ascomycota; Eurotiomycetes; Chaetothyriales; Herpotrichiellaceae. The record is from RefSeq and is a predicted model, not a curated record. The transcript has a single exon.